This is a messenger RNA of Microbotryum saponariae, 812 nucleotides long. The record is from the annotation of a GenBank genome assembly. NCBI's taxonomy places the organism in Eukaryota, Fungi, Basidiomycota, Microbotryomycetes, Microbotryales, Microbotryaceae.
AUGCGGACAUCGAACGGGUGGGCCGACCCGAACUGUUCUCGAGACAAAUCGGCCUCGAGCUCGCAACACCCGAAGCGGUCGUCGUGGAGGCUCUGCAAUGAAUACGGGACAAAUUUUCUCAAGAAAUGGCUGCAGCAUGCAGCAUGCAGCAUAGCUACGGAUUCGAGUAAGUAACUUCAUGAAAUGUGCUCUAGGUGUGGGGUUCUUGAGGAGCUAAUGGAAGACUACCAAGCAGCAAGUCCCUUCAACACGUCUUCGUUGAAUGUCAACCCUCGAGUUAUCUUUCUUCACCAUCAACUGGUGACACUGCAUUCGUGAGUUAUAACUUGGCAUUGGCUGUGCAUUCUUAGAUAUGACGGAAAACUGAUACGAAAAACAGACAUUGGACGUCAGUGACAGGAGGUGACCCUAUCCCCGAAAAGGGGGGGCACCCACCGUGGCCUGCCUGGGAAAACGACAUUGAUGCCAGCAAAUAUCAGACGCUCUACGAAAACGCUCGAGAAGGAAUUUACAACGGCAGGAAAGUCGGAAAAUCUUACGCUACGCCGCUGCCCGUCAACGUUGACGGUCAUGCUGAGCUGUACGCACACACCAUCCUAAGGGUGGGGGAUGUCUGUGCAGUCAUGUGCUCAAUACAAGGCAGAGCGUGGAAGUCGAAGGCCACAAAUACAGCCGAAGGUUUGACCACCCUUAAAAUAGUGUGUGGGUGUAUGCAUAUGGUGUAACCUUCCGCUGAAUUUUCCGGUGGUCUUUGACUUCCACGCUCUGCCUUGUAUUGAGCACAUGACUGCACAGACAUCCCCCACCCUUAG